GCGAAAUUUUACAACCAGGAUAUAAACAGGAGAUGUUUUUAUUUCACACAAGCCUCAAGCCAGCCAUUUACUAUCCACAGCCACGGGAGAUAACUGAACGAAGAGGGAGAAGAACUGAACACCAUAUUGUAAGAAGUGAGCUGAGUUCCAUUUUCUAACCAUGUCUGCCGGCAUUAAGAUUCAUCAGACACAGCUUUUCAUCAACAAUGAAUUUGUUAACUCAGUUAACAAAAAAACAAUACCAGUUUUAAACCCUGCCACUGAAGAGGUCCUUUGUGAUAUUCAAGCUGCUGAAAAAGAAGAUGUUGAUCUGGCAGUGGCUGCAGCAAGAAAAGCCUUCAAGCUUGGCUCCCCAUGGAGAACAAUGGAUGCUUCCAAAAGAGGUCAACUUAUUGCAAAGUUCGCUUCUUUGCUUCAAAGAGAUUUUGAAUACUUGGCAUCACUGGAGUCUCUUGAUAAUGGAAAGCCCCGCAGUGAAGCUGUUGUUGAUGUUUCCAUGACAAUUGACCUAUAUCAGUACUACGCAGGAUGGUGUGAUAAAAUUUGUGGGAAGACAAUUCCAGUUGAUGGAAAUUUUUUCACCUACACACGUCAUGAACCUAUUGGUGUUUGUGGUGGGAUUAUUCCUUGGAAUUACCCCUUGUUAAUGAUGGCAUGGAAAGUUGGCCCAGCUAUUGCUUGUGGUAACACCUGUGUUCUCAAGCCUUCUGAGUUAACGCCCCUGUCUGCCCUUUACUGUGCCCAGCUAUUUAAGGAAGCUGGAUUCCCCCCAGGUGUUUUGAACAUUGUCCCAGGCUAUGGGGACACAGCGGGGUCAGCCAUCACUCAUCACAUGGACAUCGACAAAGUAGCAUUUACUGGAUCUACUGAAACAGGAAGAAAGGUGAUGACAGCAGCUGCCCAAAGUAAUUUAAAGAGAGUUAGUUUGGAGCUAGGUGGGAAGAGCCCACUGAUAGUCUUUGCUGAUUGUGACAUUGAUUUUGCCACCAAAGUUGCCCAGGGUGCAAUCAUGACCAAUGAUGGCCAGAACUGUGUCGCUGGAUCCAGGACAUUUGUGCAGGACACCAUCUACGAUGAGUUUGUAAAGAGGACCAAAGAGCUUGCCAACAGUAGGAUAGUUGGCGAUCCUUUUGAUUCAGCCACACAAAAUGGUCCACUUAUAAGCAAAGGUCAGUUUGAGAAGGUUUUGAACUUCAUGAAGAAAGGCCAGGAAGAAGGAGCUAAACUUAUUGCUGGCGGUGAUCGUAUUGGCACCAAAGGCUUCUACGUCCAGCCUACAGUUUUUGCUGAUGUGACUGACAACAUGAGCAUUGCCACGGAUGAGAUAUUCGGACCAGUACAAAGCAUAAUUAAGUUUAGUGACCCUGAGGAAGUGAUUGAGCGAGCCAAUAAGAGCAAAUAUGGGCUCGCUGCGGGCGUCCUCACCAAUGACAUCAACAAAGCCUUCAAGAUUUCUCAAUCACUACAAGCUGGAAGUGUUUGGAUCAACUGCUAUGAUAUCGUCUCCUCCCAAACACCAUUUGGUGGAUACAAACAAUCAGGACAAGGGAGAGAAGUGGGAGAGUAUGCACUUCAGCUGUACACAGAAAUUAAAACUGUGACUGUUCAGAUCCCUGGAAAAAAUUCUUAAGCUGCUAGUCAUAAUAUUUUGUUGGCUAAUGGUUUAUGCUUUUGAGAUGUUGUUGCAGUACUUUUUUCUUAUCAAACAUUUUUUUAAAUGUGAAUUUAUAACAAUUAUGGAUACAAUUUUUUGUUAAAACUACAGCUUUUAUUUUAUUGCAAAAUUGUAUUUGAUUUUCACUUAUUAAAAGUGGUAUAAUUUGCUCAUUUUUCCUAGAAGUUGAAUAUUUAUGUUCAAAAAUAGCAAAGUACUUUUUUUUUCAAAGAUAAGAAUUACAUUGUAUGUUUUGAUUAUUUGUUUUCUUCUACAGCUAAUUUGGUGAUAAUGUAGCAAUCAAUAAAAUGCUUUUGAUUCUCUCCUGUAUCAAUCUACAGUGUAUUUAGUUUUCUGAUUCCUUACUCACCACUGAACCAUGUUAAAAACACAUGACUUAAUGUGUUUACAUCUACCCUACAGUAGGCUGCGGACAACCUGUGACUGCUCAUGUUUAUGGAGUUUAUGAGAUAUUGAAAUACCUUUAUAGUUGUAUUAUGCCAAUAUAAUUACCAUGUUAAAAUUAUUUGCAUUUAAAUCAAUUUAUGUCAUCUGUGUUAUUAUCCUAGCAUGUCGUAUUUAGUAUUUACUUUGACAUUAUUAAAGCUGUGUAUGUGUUAGACUAUAAAAUUUCUUUAAAAUAUACAGUUUA
This is a messenger RNA of Physella acuta, 2306 nucleotides long. RefSeq names its product aldehyde dehydrogenase, mitochondrial-like. The record is from RefSeq and is a predicted model, not a curated record. NCBI's taxonomy places the organism in Eukaryota, Metazoa, Mollusca, Gastropoda, Physidae. Gene Ontology annotation, molecular function: oxidoreductase activity, acting on the aldehyde or oxo group of donors, NAD or NADP as acceptor.